Messenger RNA from Nymphaea colorata (pocket water lily), 2534 nucleotides. Its product is annotated as calcium-dependent protein kinase 20-like. The coding region runs from base 472 to 2055 and encodes 527 amino acids. Lineage: Eukaryota; Viridiplantae; Streptophyta; Magnoliopsida; Nymphaeales; Nymphaeaceae. The record is from RefSeq and is a predicted model, not a curated record. Gene Ontology annotation, biological process: peptidyl-serine phosphorylation; protein autophosphorylation; intracellular signal transduction. Gene Ontology annotation, cellular component: nucleus; cytoplasm. The transcript is spliced from 8 exons. Gene Ontology annotation, molecular function: calcium-dependent protein serine/threonine kinase activity; calcium/calmodulin-dependent protein kinase activity; calmodulin binding.
AUUGGUGGUGGGGGUGGGGGAAGAGAGGAGAGCGAGGGGGACAGGGCCUCUCCUCCGCCAUGGCUGAUUGACACCAGAUCUUCCCUCACACCCAAAUCUCUUCCUUUCCAACUUCUUCUUCCUAAUCUCCCAACCCAUUUUAAACCCCUCUAGAACCCCAAAUCCCUGAAAGAAGGUUAGGCCUAGGCAUUCCUGGUUUCUCUCUCUCAUGCAGAUCACAGUUUUCUUCCCUAUUCUGUCCCGCAUCAUUGACCAUUUUUUUUCCCUAACCCGAGGAACAGAGAUUCUAUAGUCGGUUCCGACUGUCAAGCUCUUUACACGAUUAGUGCAGCCACGUUUCUAGGUCGAAAGGUGCGGUUUUUUGUUUCCUGAUCGCAUUCCUAGAACCCUUUUGCUUUCUUUCUUGGUGAUCCAUGAAAUUGGAGAGACGAAUUUGGGUCUUCAUUGGUGUUUCCUUGCUGUGAUUGAACGAUGGGUAAUUGCUGUGCUUCACCGGGAAGCGCCGGACGGAAGAAGAAAAAGAAGAAGGAAAAGACGAAUCCUUUCUCGGGCGGUAACCAGGUUAACAAUGGCCCAGGCGGAAAGCUUGCAGUCUUGAGCAACCCUACAGGCCACGACAUCGAAAGCCGAUACGAGCUCGGCCACGAGCUUGGAAGGGGCGAAUUCGGAAUCACCUACCUCUGCACCGAUCGGGAGACGCAGGAGGUCUUCGCCUGCAAGUCCAUAUCAAAGAAGAAGCUUCGGACUCAGGUCGAUAUCGAGGAUGUCCGGCGGGAGGUGGCAAUCAUGAAGCACCUGCCGAAGCACCCCAACAUAGUGACCCUCAAGGACACUUACGAAGACGACAAUGCCGUCCAUCUCGUGAUGGAGCUUUGCGAGGGCGGCGAGCUAUUCGACCGGAUUGUGGCCCGUGGGCAUUAUACAGAAAGAGCAGCAGCGGCUGUCACCAAAACCAUUGUUGAAGUUGUUCAGCUUUGCCACAAGUAUGGAGUGAUGCAUAGAGACCUAAAACCUGAGAACUUUUUGUUUGCAAACAAGAAGGAAGCUUCUCCCCUUAAAGCAAUUGAUUUUGGACUCUCUGUUUUCUUUAAGCCUGGUGAGUGCUUUACUGAAAUAGUGGGCAGUCCAUACUAUAUGGCCCCAGAGGUGCUGAAACGAAAUUAUGGGCCGGAAGUUGAUGUAUGGAGUGCAGGCGUUAUUCUGUACAUCCUACUCUGUGGUGUUCCUCCAUUUUGGGCAGAAACUGAACAGGGGGUUGCACAGGCAAUAAUUCGUGGGGUUAUUGACUUCAAGAGAGACCCUUGGCCAAAAGUUUCAGACAAUGCAAAAGAUCUUGUAAAGCGAAUGCUGGAUCCAGAUCCCAAGCAUCGUCUGUCAGCUCAGGAAGUGCUCGAUCAUACAUGGUUGCAGAAUGCAAAAAAAGCUCCAAAUGUUCCUCUCGGAGAGACUGUCAGGGCGAGGCUCAAACAGUUCUCUGUCAUGAGCAAGUUCAAAAAGAAAGCAUUAAGGGUGAUUGCUGAACACUUAUCCGUGGAGGAAGUGGCAGGUAUAAAGGAAAUGUUCAGCAUGAUGGAUUCAAACAACAAUGGAAAAAUUACACUUGAGGAACUGAAAGUGGGCUUGCACAAGAUUGGUCAUCAGGUUCCAGAUGCAGAUGUGCAGAUGUUAAUGGAAGCAGCCGAUGCUGAUGGGAAUGGCACACUGGAUUACGGAGAAUUUGUCGCUAUUUCCAUUCACUUGAAAAAGAUUGGCAAUGAUGAACAUCUACAUAAAGCUUUUGCAUAUUUUGACCGGAAUGAAAGUGGAUACAUUGAGAUCGAGGAGCUGAGAGAUGCCUUGGCUGAUGAAUUAGGUCCAGAUAAUGAUGAAGUUGUCAAUUCAAUAGUCAGAGAUGUUGAUACUGACAAGGAUGGACGGAUAAGUUACGAUGAGUUUGCAACAAUGAUGAAGGCUGGAACUGACUGGAGGAAGGCAUCGAGACAAUAUUCACGGGAGCGUUUUACAAGUCUGAGCUUGAAGCUACUUAGGGAUGGAUCUUUACAGCUGACGAACUAGGGGAGAUGAUAAUGUAUUACGAAGUGUAUUUUUGUUCUCGAUAUUUGCUGCUAGUUCUUUAUUGUUCUUUUGUACCGUGGGUUGGAUUAAGGGGAAAGAAUCAGGGUUGUGUAUUCUUGAUGAUGCAACUGGUAUUAUACUUCACAACAACAACCAUUCUUCGCUUAUAUGAGCAAGACAUUGUGAAGUAGAAUCUGGAACAUGCUUGUAUAAUAUUUCUAUCAUCAACUAUGCCAGUGUUAUCUCAAACUUGUAAAUCCAUUACCUGGACGUGACUUGAUUAUUCAUCAAGGCUUUUUUAGCUGCACCAAACUGUGGUUCUUUGUGCAGUAUUAUUAGACUUGGGGAUAUAACCGGUUCGGAUAUGGUUUGGGUCGUGACUGUUUAAAUGUACUGAAUUGAUGGAAUCAUAUUUUUGAUGUACUUGGAUUAUUUGAAUCUGAAUCAGUUACGUCCCCGGUGGACUUGAUCUCCUCAAA